CUGCAGGAGUGGUGCGUCAGAUGAGUGGUGAGCACUUAUUUGACUAUCAUUGUAUGAAAAAAUAGCACCACGGGAGACUUUCUAAGGAGUUAUUCAAAGGAGAUUUUGAAGGAGAGCUGUUUCAUUUCAAUAAAAUGGAUCUCUGGACUGUGUUUUUCUGCUUUCUGCUCGUCACUGUGCGCUCAGAAGUGCAGAGAGAUUUUUCCCCUGAAUGCCGUGAAUUCAUGUAUAUGGGCACACCCCCGCGGGGUCUGGAGAACCGCUCACUGAAAAAGAUCUGCCAGCGUUAUAACGGCAAGCCCCGGUAUGUCACUCUGUAUGAUGUGGUGGAUCACAUCCCGGUGUAUUCUGCCUACACUUUCAAACGCUCCGACGGCGUCAAGAAGGUUGAUGUUCCUUGGAUGUUCGAGCCUCAGCUCUCCACAGAAACAGACUCUGGCGAGAUGCAGCCAUUUCCUUCCAAUGAUGUCCACGAAAGUUUUGCAGAAGCCCAGGCCGUCUUGGAAGACUACUCAAACAUUGUUGAUUUCGAACGAGGCCAUCUGAACCCCGACGAGCACCAGGCUCACCCCGAUGACAAGGCAGCCACGUACACCCUCACCAAUGUGGUCCCACAGAUCCGCGAGUUCAACGUGGGCUACUGGAAACAACACGAGCACAUCAUCCGCCGUCGACUCAACAACUACUGCCGCGGUAAGGCCUACAUAGUCACGGGGGUCACCACAUCUGGUAGGAUGAUCCGUAGAAACAACAUCGACCGAGUGGCCGUUCCCACCUACCUGUGGUCGGCAUACUGCUGCGUAGAUUACGAUCACAAUGCCCCGUUCGACGAGCGAUCCAAAUUCCCUGUCUUUGCAGCUCAUGGGCUCAACGAGAAAGAAGGAGCAGAGGUCAUAGAGAUGUCUGUGCAGCAACUGGAAGAUUUUUUGAGGAAGAACACCUUUGUGGACAAGAGGUUUCAGAUUUUCUUUGGGAACUGUGAGCCUAAUGAUGCCAUAAUGUCAGUCAAGACUUAGACGUCUUCAUCCUGUUUCUCUAAAACUCAUAAAAGAAUAUCUUUCACUGAUCAGAAUUGUGUUCUGUAGAAUGAAUAUUCUGGCAUACACUCUUUAUUUUAUAACCUAAUGACACAGAAAAGGCCAUUUUAGAUUUCCACUGAAAACAUUGUUUAGUUCUUUACAAAACAUUUUUUUUGCAUCUACACUUCCGUUCAAAAAGUUUGGGGUCAGUGAGAUUUUUGAAAGAGGUCUAUCAUUGUUCACCAAGGCUGCAUUCAUUUGAUGAAAGAUAAAACAGAAAUACUGUGAAAUAUUAUUACAACUGAAAAUAUCUGAUUUCUAUUUUAAUAUAUUAUAAAACUGAAUUUGUCCAGUGAUAGCAAAGCUGAAUUUUCAUUAGCUGUCUUCAGUGUCACAUGAUCCUUUAGAAUAGGCUGAUUUGCCACUUAAGAAACAUUUCUUAUUAUUAUCAGUGUUGAAAACACAUUAUAAAUGUCUUUUCUGUCACUUUUGAUCAAUUUAAUGCAUCCUUGCGGAAUAAAAUACACAUUAAAAACUAACUAACUAAAUAAAUGAAUAACGGACCCCAGACUUUUGAUUAGUAGUGUCUGUGCUUAAAAAACCUAGAAAUCAGUUGAAGAACAUGAUAAUCAGACCCUGAAGAAUAUUCCCUAAAAUGCAUUUUUGUGUAUGAUUAUGGGCAAAAAACAUAUAAUACUAUUUACUUUUCAUCCUUUUUCUUUUCCUUUGUUUUUAUUUGAACAGUAAAAAUCUGAAUCCAUUUCCUUUAGCUUUGAAUAGUAGAAUGAAGAUCCAAUUUCAGUUUCAGAAAUAUUUUCUAAUAUCUUCUAAUUAAGUAUAUAUAUAUAUAUAUAUAUAUAUAUAUAUAUAUAUAUAUAUAUAUAUAUAUAUGAGAGGACUUUAAAGAGUGAUGAAAUGAGAGAGAUUUACUGAUUAUAAUCAUCUGGGGCCUUAGAUGGUUUUAUUAUGUCCAUUAACUUCUUUAUAAAACUGCAACAACUAAAUCUUUUCUCACUUUGUAAGCAUGUUUACUGCAAUUAAUCUGAAUGCUGUAACUCUUCUAAAAUAAAA
This is a messenger RNA of Carassius gibelio (silver crucian carp), 2090 nucleotides long. RefSeq names its product endonuclease domain-containing 1 protein-like. Gene Ontology annotation, molecular function: hydrolase activity; metal ion binding; nucleic acid binding. The coding region runs from base 135 to 1016 and encodes 293 amino acids. The record is from RefSeq and is a predicted model, not a curated record. The transcript is spliced from 2 exons. NCBI's taxonomy places the organism in Eukaryota, Metazoa, Chordata, Actinopteri, Cypriniformes, Cyprinidae.